This is a messenger RNA of Diospyros lotus (date-plum), 1809 nucleotides long. RefSeq names its product putative UPF0481 protein At3g02645. Lineage: Eukaryota; Viridiplantae; Streptophyta; Magnoliopsida; Ericales; Ebenaceae. The record is from RefSeq and is a predicted model, not a curated record. The transcript has a single exon. The coding region runs from base 208 to 1605 and encodes 465 amino acids.
AUGCUCCCUCGCCGUCUGAGAUUGAUUUGAUCAAAUUAUUUCAUUGGCACGUGAUUUUGUCUGCCACAGUCAGUAGCAUUCAUAAAAUUAAAAUGUUUAUGACCAUCAAUGCAGCUUCUUCGGUAACAUCCAAAUCCCCAACUCUCCGUCUUAUUUUACUGUUACUCUCCGUCUUAGAGCUUAGAAGUCUUUAAUCUCGGAUUGGAGAUGUCGUCGGCUAGUGAUAACUCCGGAGCCGCAGUGGGAUCCUUCAAGCGGCACGACUCCAAGUCCAACCCGGAGAGCCACGUCAUCACGAUCAAGGAAAUCAUCGACGGCUCCAAGAAGACAAAGUCCAAGUCCGCCGCCGUCAUCCAGAAGGUGCCGGAGGAGCUCCGGAAGCUGAAGGAGAGCGCCUACACGCCCCGGUUCGUCUCCAUCGGCCCUCUUCACAGCAACAACGACCACCUCAAAAAGCGUAUGCAGAACAUCAAGAUGUCCUACGUCAACGACCUCUUCGGCCGGAUGGCUGAAUUCGGCAAGGAGGAGAAAGCCCAGGUGCUGAAACGGUGCCAAGACGAAAUGAGGAAGCUCACCGGCGAAGCCAGGAAGUACUAUGCCGAGAACGGCGAUUUGCUCACUGAGGACAUGCUCGCCAUCGACGGUUGUUUCGUUCUCGAGCUUCUCUACCGGAAACGUAAGUACGAAACGACUAAAAACCCACACGGCGACGAUCCGAUUUAUGGCAGUGGAUUGUUGCGCGACGGCGUCCAGAUUGAUCUGCUCUUGGUUGAGAACCAGCUUCCCUUCUUCGUUCUUGAGAAGCUCUUUGUCUUCACUGAGAAAGCCAGGUCAAAUCCUUACCUGGAAUUCGGUUUCAAUUCCAUUCAAGAUUACGUUCUUUCCUACUUCCACAAUGUGAUGUUAUUAGAUCAAGACGAGGAGUUUAAACCCAGUGGCCGCAGCGAGUCCACGGCUAAAAAGAGAAGUUUUCAUCACAUCCUUCAUCUUCUCCACGAACACUUCAUUCCUCAGAAUUCGAACAAAGAGCAGGGGGGCAAAAUCGUGUUCAUGAAAACCGCCCAAGACCUGGAUUUCGCCGGCGUGAAGUUCGUCCCCCGGCCCAGAAAUUACCCAUUCCAGGUGGACUUCAAAGAGCCCAAAGGCUUUCGAUAUCUCUUCCACAGAGCCUCCUUCGAGAUCCCGACCCUGAACGUCGACAACUCAACCGAGCCAGUGCUCCGAAACCUCAUCGCCUUCGAGCAGUGCACCCCCCACGCGCCGAGCUUCGUCACCUCGUACGCCUACCUCAUGGACAGGCUCGUCAGCACCGCCAAGGACGUGAAGGUGCUAAUUGAGGCCGAAGUUCUGGUAAACUAUUUGGCCGCUGACGAAGAGGUCUCCGAUCUGUUCAACAAGCUCUGCAAGGAAGUGGUUUUGGGCGACUUCUACUUCGCGGAGACGUGCCAGAAAGCGGCGGAUUACAGCAAGCUGGGGUGGCCGGAAUUCAUUGGGUACAUGAGAAGGAAUUACUUUGCGAAACCGUGGAUGUUCACGGCUUUCCUCGUUGCGUUUCUGGUCUUCGGCAUGACGGUGGGAACUUUCAUCCGGAAUCUUCUUAGGUAAUCCGCGCCGACGCUGUUUCGUCCGAGACUGUUUUCAAUCCACAUUUCUUUUUUGAAUCUAAAUGGCUGUGACCAAAAUUAUAUUAGCAAUAAAACUUGUAUUGGACAGUUUAGAGUGCAGUGUAUAGCAGCAGGCUGCGGCAGCAGCAGACGUCUUGGGUGAGAAAGUAUUUUGUGUAUAUGAAAUAUCAUGAAUUUGUGAUUU